This is a messenger RNA of Caenorhabditis angaria, 1270 nucleotides long. Lineage: Eukaryota; Metazoa; Nematoda; Chromadorea; Rhabditida; Rhabditidae. The record is from the annotation of a GenBank genome assembly.
AUGUCUGGUCACGAGAAUGUAAAGAUUGCGGCGGUUUGUGAAGAGAGUUUCGAAGAGAUUGUCGAGGUUGUGGAAGUAGUUGAAGAAGAGCAAAUUCCAUCAUCUUCAGCUGUCUCAACAGCGCAAAAUGUAAAAUGCGAUGUUAUGGACCCAUUUUUCUACACCCAAGUUAAUCUAGAAGCAGUUAACAAAGACCAGUGAGUUUAAUUUUAAGAGAAUUCGGUAAAUUGUUCAAGAUUUUCUUACCUUACAGCUCGAUUUGUCAUCACUGCGGUGAAGAUCUAACAAAUCGUCGAUUUUACAACCACCUUUUCGAUUAUCAUGGUUAUUCAAAACAACAAUUGGAAAUUAUGAAAGCCCAAAAACGCCUCGAAACUUGUCGAAAACGAAAAGCUGUUGAUAAAUUGGAUUUAUUGGAAUGCGAAUGUGGUCAACAAUUUGUGACAAGUAAUGGACUUCGGAGUCAUAAAAUGAAAAUUCAUGAUAUUGCACCAACUGAAGACGAAAAGCAUUUCACAAGUGAUAAUAUUGUUUGUCCAAGUUAUGGAUGUGAACUAAAGUAAGUCUUGAAAUGAGCCUUUUUUUCAAAAAUAUCGAACAAUUUCCAGCUUCUCAACAUACAUGGACUUGGCAAUUCAUGUAGAUUCAUUUCAUCGAAAUCUGGUGACAGUUUCAGAUGCUUUCCGAAUUCGUCGAAUGAUGUUUGAUAACAAAAUGAGUUUUCUGGUGAGUAUUAUUUUUUUCUUUUCGAAAAAUAUUCAAAUCUGAUAAUUUUUUAUAGAAAUGGAAGCGAAUGAUGGAGAAACAAACAAAUUCUGAAUUUUUUCUUCGAACAACUCAAAAAGUAUCAUUUGCUAAUAAAACUAUGCUUUUCAAAUGUCUUUAUUCGAAUUCGAGAGGACAGCCGAAAGGAAGAAGAUGUGAACAAUGUCCAUCAUUUAUUAGAGUAGGUUUUUUCUGUAUUCAGAAAUUCUCAGAUUGUGUUAUUCAGUGUUGCGAGAGAAAUAGUGGAAAAUUCGAAAUCGUCGCCUGUUUUGGUCAUUUGGGACACGAACAUGAAACCGAAACAGCAGAAGCUCGCGAUUUGCGAGAAAUGAAAUGGCGUGAAAUCGAAGAAAAGGUUCAAUCGAUCUAUCAACCACAAGCCUAUGAUGUUCCCAAAAAUCCCGAAACUGAAGUUGUUGUGACGCAAGAAAUUUGGGAUAAAAAUGAUGGGCAGCCGCAAGAAGAACAUGUUUAUAUUGAAGGCGAUGCAGAAUAUGUGGAGUGA